Zingiber officinale is the source of this 1238-nucleotide messenger RNA. RefSeq names its product peroxidase P7-like. The transcript is spliced from 3 exons. Lineage: Eukaryota; Viridiplantae; Streptophyta; Magnoliopsida; Zingiberales; Zingiberaceae. The record is from RefSeq and is a predicted model, not a curated record. Gene Ontology annotation, biological process: hydrogen peroxide catabolic process; response to oxidative stress. The coding region runs from base 22 to 996 and encodes 324 amino acids. Gene Ontology annotation, molecular function: heme binding; peroxidase activity.
GCGUUGCACUUGCAGAGCGCCAUGGCCAAGUUCUCAAACGGCUGCGUGGUCGUCGUCGCCCUGAUCUGUUUCCUCGCGAUGAUUUCGCGUACUGCGAACGGGCAGCUCUCCUCCACGUUCUACAGCAGUACGUGCCCUAAUCUGCAGAGCAUCGUCCGGUCGGCCAUGACGCAGGCCGUCAACAGAGAGAAGAGGAUCGGAGCAUCCAUCCUCCGCCUCUUCUUCCAUGACUGCUUUGUCAAUGGCUGUGACGGCUCGAUUCUGUUGGACGACACGUCGAGUUUCACCGGAGAGAAGACCGCCGGCCCAAAUAACAACUCUGUCCGUGGCUUCGACGUCAUCGACACAAUCAAAACCAACGUCGAAUCCGCCUGCCCUUCCACUGUCUCCUGCGCUGACAUUCUUGCUCUUGCUGCCCGAGACAGCGUAGUCUUGCUUGGGGGACCGACAUGGACGGUUCCUUUGGGGCGGCGCGACGCCACCACCGCCAGCUUGAGCACCGCCAACAGCGACCUCCCCAGCCCGGCCUCCAGCCUGGCCCAGCUCAUCUCCGCCUUCUCUAACAAGGGCCUCAACUCCCGCGACUUGACGGCGCUAUCGGGCGGGCACACCAUCGGCCAGUCCCGCUGCGUCAACUUCCGGGCCCACAUCUACAACGACGCCAACAUCGACUCCGCCUUCGCCACCAGCCGCCAGGCCAACUGCCCGUCGGCCUCGGGCAGCGGCGACGACAACUUGGCCCCGCUGGAUCUCCAGACGCUGGUGGUGUUCGACAACGACUACUACAAGAAUCUGGUGGUGCGAAGGGGCCUCCUCCACUCGGAUCAGGAGCUCUUCAACAACGGGUCGCAGGACUCGCUGGUGCGGCAGUACAGGAACAACAACGCGGCCUUCUCCAGGGACUUCACGGCGGCCAUGAUCAAGAUGGGCAACAUCAGCCCGCUCACUGAAACAAGCGGAGAGAUUCGUGUCAAUUGCAGAAAAGUCAACGGUUAAAUAAAUAAGCUAUAUAUAUAGGCCAUGCAUGCGCCUUCUACACGUAAUAAAUUUGCGAGUCUCGAGCAUGCAUGUUGCAUGUAAGCUUAUUAUAAAUCAACUAAGUCAAACUAGUGCUGCAAUGAAUGAAUAAGUAGUUCCUAGAAAAAUCUAGUGAUUAAUGUCUUUGUCUUUCUCACUCCAACUGUCACUCUUAUAAUCCACAUGAACAUCCAAUCUACUACUUUAUCGAGUUGGUAUUA